Betta splendens (Siamese fighting fish) is the source of this 2384-nucleotide messenger RNA. It is a transcript of the gene snap25a, whose product is annotated as synaptosome associated protein 25a. Lineage: Eukaryota; Metazoa; Chordata; Actinopteri; Anabantiformes; Osphronemidae. The transcript is spliced from 8 exons. Bases 229 to 843 code for a protein of 204 amino acids. Gene Ontology annotation, cellular component: plasma membrane; synaptobrevin 2-SNAP-25-syntaxin-1a-complexin I complex. Gene Ontology annotation, biological process: synaptic vesicle fusion to presynaptic active zone membrane; exocytosis; synaptic vesicle priming. The record is from RefSeq and is a predicted model, not a curated record. Gene Ontology annotation, molecular function: syntaxin-1 binding; voltage-gated potassium channel activity; SNAP receptor activity.
CUUUCCCCUCAUUGAGGAAGAAGUGAGGAGGAACCCGGCGACGCGCAGUGCCUUUGCAGCAUCCCAGUCAUAUACAGAGAGAGGCGGGUGUCGGUUAGCUGUUGGUAUACGCAGACAUUUCCUCCCAUACUGACUGCGGGGCACAUACAGGCACAGACCUCCCCAGACUCCCAUUAGGAUAUUCUCUUCCCUGUUGGAGACUAUCUCCACCCCCCAAAUCCAGCAGCCAUGGCAGAUGACGCCGACAUGCGCAAUGAGCUGUCAGACAUGCAGCAACGCGCUGACCAGCUCGCGGACGAGUCACUGGAGAGCACUCGUCGCAUGCUGCAGCUGGUGGAAGAGAGCAAAGAUGCUGGCAUCAGGACUCUGGUUAUGCUGGACGAGCAGGGAGAGCAACUCGAUCGUGUUGAAGAUGGCAUGAACCAUAUCAACCAAGACAUGAAGGAAGCCGAGAAAAAUUUAAAAGAUUUAGGGAAAUGCUGUGGGCUUUUCAUAUGUCCAUGUAACAAGAUGAAGAGCGGAGCCAGUAAGGCCUGGGGGAACAACCAGGACGGGGUGGUGGCCAGCCAGCCCGCCCGCGUGGUGGACGAGCGCGAACAGAUGGCCAUCAGCGGAGGCUUCAUUCGCAGGGUAACAGACGAUGCCCGGGAAAAUGAGAUGGACGAGAACCUGGAGCAGGUGGGCGGCAUCAUCGGCAACCUGCGCCACAUGGCCCUGGACAUGGGCAAUGAGAUCGACACCCAGAAUCGCCAGAUCGACAGGAUCAUGGAGAAGGCUGAAUCCAACAAGACCAGGAUCGACGAGGCCAACCAGCGCGCCACAAAGAUGCUGGGCAGUGGCUAAGCGCCGUGCUCCCGCAGCACCAACGUCCUGGCGUCCCGCGCUGCACAUUGACAGGCGCUGACAUGCUUUCAUCAUGGUAUUGACCUUCUAGGUUUGCACACAUGCACAUAUCACCUCCCCCCGUCCCAUUGUAAAUGUUGUUCUGUGUGUCGUCUGUCGAGCUUUUUCAAGAUGAUUGUCCUCGUGAAAAGAUGAUUUCUUAUACUCCGUACGUCAUUCUUUCCAAAGGUUGUAUAUAGUGCUGACUUGAUGGCUCUCUAGCUCACCUGUGAAGUUUUUAUUCUCUUUAACAAAUAUAUAUAUAUCAUAUAUUAUUAAAUAUCAUAUAUAAUAUAUAUAUAUAUAUAUAUUAAAGUACACUGCUCUGGAUGACAAAUAUAAAAUAGGAAUGCUGUACAAGCUGUUGAUUUUAUUCUUUUUCCCUCUUCAAUAUCUCAGUAUCGUCUUAGUAAAACUGUGUCAUUUCCAUUUAGGCUCCUUAUUUUGGUGUUGUCACAACAAAAGGGAGACAAGUAAUGGAAAGACACGGGUUAAGGUUUACUAAGAGACGGUACAAGCGAGCACGAACGCAAAGAACACUUACAAUCAAAAGGCAGUUGUUGGUACAUUCUCCGUCAUCGCAAUCAUACUGAGUUACUGUUUAGACAAUGUGCAACUAGACUCUCUGUAGCUGUAUUAGACAUUGCAUUCCAGUGAUGUGACUUGUGCGUUCUCUGCAUGACAAAUGGUAGAUUUUAGUCUUAUAAAUAAAACCUGUCUGAAAAAUAUAUAUAAAAAACAACGCGGCAGUAGCAACUUGACAAAAACGCAUGCUCAGUAUUAGGACACAGUUGAUCGUUCCAUACUCCUGCAAGUUACCUGCAAUAGUGCCACUUCUUUCAGUCUCGAUAUAUUUACCGACUGUGACCAUCUCGUUGUACAAUAACUCGGAAAAGGGAUCAAAAAAAGCGCAACAAAGGUGAAAAAACGAGGACCUGGGGUUGUAUUGCAAAAAAAUUAAAAUAAACUCAAAUAAAAAAAAGGGACCUGUUUUCUAAACGAUUAUGCAGUUCAGUGAUUGAAGAUGUUGAUUGUGUUGCUGAGAGAUGAGAACGGGUUGUGUACUGUAACAUAGGUUUUGGAUGCUCUGAAAAAAAACGAAAUAAACGUUUGCAAUGUAAAGCAAAGACGCAUAUUUCUGAGAGACCUUACUUUUAUAAGACGACUGUACCUGUAAGUUUAUUCUCCCCGUAUGGUUUGUUAUUGGUGAAAGCUAACGAUAAUACUGAACAACCAUGUUAACUAUACUCUGAACCUAAAAACACAUACAAGGUUUUUUUGUUGCUUCUGUACUUUAGAGCUAUGCACACCAAAUCGCCAAAAUGUCGAGUAGUUAGAGUAAGGUGAUUAAAAACCUGAACCUGAAUGACACAACAGGUUAAACUGUGAGAUUGAUGUCCUCAACGCAUGUAAUAUUAACGACUCCCUCUCUGUAUCCUGUCAGUGUGUGAAGUGGUGGACAUUUUGUAGCUAGCUGAAUUAAUUAAAAGUAAUAAACCCUA